Aspergillus mulundensis is the source of this 1776-nucleotide messenger RNA. RefSeq lists its product as uncharacterized. The transcript is spliced from 2 exons. The record is from RefSeq and is a predicted model, not a curated record. NCBI's taxonomy places the organism in Eukaryota, Fungi, Ascomycota, Eurotiomycetes, Eurotiales, Aspergillaceae. The coding region runs from base 1 to 1776 and encodes 591 amino acids.
AUGACCGCCGAUUUACUUCCGUCCCCUUCUCCCUUCAUGAUCUCCGCGAUACCACCCCCUCGACCUGUUUCCGUCAAUGCCCUCCCGAGAGCUUCCUCCGUUUCAAAUUCGAUAUCGUGCUCAAAAUCAAAUCGAAGUACAAGCGCCGGAAUAUCGACCCAUGAAGGAUCAUUCACCGUCCCCGUGGGUCCGGAUUCCCCGGGGUGGCCCCAGUCGCCUGUGGAUACCGAGAUGGAGGAUGUGCAGUUAGCGGGAACAUCAAUAUGCCAGUCCAAAAUUCGAUUCGAGCACCUCCCGGUCGAAAUCCACGAGACUAUCCUCGACCAUCUGUUUGGGGAGCGUACAUCGACCUUUACCGGGGUCAGUGGGAAAUCUUCUACGCAGAGUUGGCACAAAUCCUUAAGGCAUCCGAGGCGAAAGGCUUUGUCGAAUCUUGCUCUGAUCCUGCCUGUAUGGAGAAUAUUGGUGCAGGAUCGGAUCUACAGACACACCGUCACAGUCAAGCUCAAGGGAACCGCAGAUGAGCUGGAGGAAAGUGCACGCUGGUUCCGUGCGCAUCCCCAUCUGGCACCCUAUGUUCGUCAUGUCGAGAUAUGGAUACCGGUUUGGGGCCAGCGGGCGAUCAGAAAUACCUCCCGUCAGCUUCCACGGAGGUCUAAUGAUGAGAAUGCGGAGUUGACGGAUAUGGCUGCUCUUCAGGCUACAAUGGCGUGGGAAGAUCCGCAUUCCAACCCAAUGGCUGACUACAAAUAUCACUAUGCAAGCCACAAUGCUACGUUAGAAGAGAUGUUUCUCCAUGUGCAGACUGUAUUUCCGGGGGCUCGUAUCCUUACCCUGGAAGGAGGUCAUUGCAAAAAACCCCCAAUGGUACGGCAUUUCAGAACAGAUCCCGCCGGACGUACAGGUCUUUUACGGCUUCCGGUACUGCCAGACGUCCAAACCUUCGUCAUGCGCGGAGCCUGGAAUAUCAUGCGAGACCAGCAGCACUGGACGACUUUAUCGCAAGCACUACCGAGCAUUCGCGAGUGGCACUGUUCGUAUGCCAAGCCAAAGAUUGAAGGCUACGAAACCAUCGCCGGGAUCCUUCGCCGCCUCCCCCCCUCAUUACUUCACAUAAACAUCAGCCUCGAAGGCUUCUACAACAAAGACAACACCCAGAACCGCUGGCUCGGCGACGGCGUCAACCCACCACACCUCUGCCGCCUCCUCGGAGAAGUAGCCCCACGCCUCGAAUCCCUUACAUUCACCGGCAAAGUCUGCGCAUGCCUCUUCGAGUCUACCAAGUCCUUCAUGACAACUCGCCCCAAAGAAAAAUCCAAGCUCAAGUCCCUCGAUCUGGUAGUGAAAACCUGCUGCCGCGACAAAAAGCUCUACCCGGCCUUACCCUUUCUCGACGACUUUUCCGGGAUCACAAACCUGAACUUCAUCCACGCUUUCGAGAAACUCGUCAUAGCCUCCAUCAACGGCCUUCAAAUUCACCAGGAACUAGAGUACAUGCGCAUCCGCUUCAUCGAUCUCGACUCCGCCUGUCCCCCGCUCAACCCUUACUUCCAGCUAGUCGACACUCAGGCCACGGGUCUCUGGAAUGAACCGAUUCUCGAAGCGCUCCAUGAGGUACGUCCGGAAGCGCAGUUCGUCAAACUCACAGACGGCAUCUGCGCGCAGUACGGAAGCAAUAACCAGAUCGUGGGCGCGAUAUACCCGCGCACGAGACCACUGAGCAUCCAUGCUUCCACGUACCGCAUCAUCGCGGACGUCCCGAAGCACGGCGUGUGA